Molecule: messenger RNA, 1156 nt
Organism: Dermochelys coriacea (leatherback sea turtle)
Lineage: Eukaryota; Metazoa; Chordata; Testudines; Dermochelyidae
Product: poly(U)-specific endoribonuclease-like
Molecular function (GO): RNA endonuclease activity
Source: RefSeq, a predicted model, not a curated record
UCACAUUGACUGACAGUUUUGGGUAACUAGGUUGUGGGAAAGAAACACCUCUUCCGUCUGUUCCCUGAGCUACAGAGUUUUGAGCUUCAGCUGGGAUCUUACUCUCCAGUGUAUUUGCCAAGAGAAAUAUAUCCUCUCAGCAUGGCUCGUGGGCUGAAGUUAAAUCAUGAACUUCCUAAACUUUUCAAUGAGCUAUGGGAUGCAGAUGUUAAUCGCUUUGUGCCCGGGAAAGAUUAUACAAUUGACUUACAGUUCUUUUCAGCUUUUGUUUCCCUAUUGGACAACUAUGAAACAUCAACUGGUGUAGCAGAAGUUGUGACCCCGCAAGAAAUGGCUGAAAACAAUCGUUUUCUUGAUGCUAUCUUAGAAACAGAAGUAAUGAAACUUACUCAUCAAUAUUUAGUUAGAAAAAAUUGGUCAAAACCCAGUCUUAACAAUUUCAAGUCUCAACUCUAUGACAUCUGGUUUCAGCUAUACACCAGGGAAACAGGAAAGGGGCCUGAUUCCUGUGGAUUUGAACACGUGUUUGUCGGAGAAACAAAACAUGGAAAAGAGAUUCUGGGUUUGCAUAACUGAGUACAAUUUUACCUUCAGGAAAACAAACAAAUUGACUACAAAGGCUAUGUUGCCAGGAGAAAAAGAACAGGCAAGUGGUCUGAUGAAGAUAAUCAAGUUCUGAGUCUACAGUUCAGCUGGAAAGGUCUAGUAAAACCUGUGGGAAGCACCUUUAUUGGUGUCAGCCCCGAGUUUGAAUUUGCCCUCUAUACGAUCAUUUUUCUGCAGUCUCAGGAAAAGGUCACUCGUGAGAUGGUGCGGAUAGAGGAGUAUGAACUACAGAUAGUUGUGUAUCGCCAUGGUAAAUACAUUGGAACAGCAUAUCCUAUCCUCCUUAGCAGCAACAAUGAAGAUUUGUAUUGAAAAGGAUCAAGCUAACCUGAAGUUCUUUCUGAGUUUAAUUGUAAUUUUGUAUAAUUUUAAAUGGCCUGCUUGGAAUAAUAUCCUUUUGUUCUAUAUUAAGAUGCUUAACCUAAGCUGUGCCUUUUAAAGAAAUGUUCAGUGCCUGUCCAGGCUUUGAAAUCCUUUUUAUCACUGUAGCCAAGGAUGAAAGAAAUUGUACUAAAGUGCCGUCAUAAAGCUGUACUUUAACUUCCUGACC